ACCUCUCAGUCAUGCUGAACAAAGGCUCUCUGGAGGUUUUGGUGUUCACCGGCAGCCACAGUCCGCGACGUGUCAUCAGACGACCUGAGCAAGGAGCACUGAAUGAUGGGAAGGAGCACUCACUGCGCAUAGAGAGGCUGGCUGGCAGGUCCUUUGUGGUUCAGGUUGAUGAGGAGGCGAAGAGGGAGGCAACGCUUCCCAACGACCAACCAGUGACCCUGCAGCAGAUCUUCCUCGGUGGUAUUCCUGCAGAAGUGGAGCAGACGUCCAACAGAGCCAACGUCCCAUUCCAAGGAUGCAUAUGGAACCUCAUGAUCAACGCUGUUCUGUCCGACUUCUCCCUGCCUGUGUCCUUUGUGAAUGCGGAGAUCGGUCAGUGCCCCAACCUCGCCCCGCCACCUCUGCCUCCUCUGCCGGGUGAAGAGGAGCCCGAGAAGGAGAAGGAGGAGUCGACGCCACUUGGUCCUCCACUGACCUCAGACCCUGUUACACCCACUCCGGGGCCUCCUGCUGAGGCCACGCCCCCUGUUCUGCCUGCUACCAUACCUGCUGUUGCUACUGCCCUGCCCCCUAAACAGGACCCCAGCGACGACUUGGACUCGUGUGCAUCAGCUGUGGCCCCGACGGCGCUGGAGAAGGCCUAUCAGUUCGGACUCAGCAGGAAAAGCCACAUGAGCUUCACCUUUGACGAUGCCAAAGUCAGAGAGAGACUUAUUUUAGAGUUUGAGCUGAGGACGAAGGAGGAGUCUGGGCUUGUUCUCUACAUGGCGAGAAUCAACCAUGCCGACUACGUUUCCAUACAGAUCAAGGAUGGACAUGUUUGUCUGGGUUACGAUCUUGGUCACGGGAACAUAUCUGGCUGUGUUCCCUUCUCCAUCAACGACGGGUCCUGGCACAAGAUCCGUUUGAGUCGCCACAAGCAGAGGGGUCUUCUCGUGGUUGAUGGACGAUACAGUAAACAGAUGAUCAGUCCGAAGAAGGCUGACCUGUUGGACGUCGUGGGGACACUGUAUGUCGGUGGGUUACCUCAGAACUACACCACUAAGAGGAUCGGACCGAUUCUCUACAGUAUCAAUGGGUGCAUCCGUAACCUGAAGAUGGUGGGAGGUCCUGUGAGCAUCAAGUCUCCUGCUACAGGACGCACUGAGGGGCCCAUCGAGGACUUUAAACUGGACAUGGCUGCACCCACAUCCAGUCACAUGGUGGGAAGAUGUUUUGUUGCCACAGAGACGGGCACUUACUUUGAAGGCACCGGCUUCCUGAAAGCAGUCUCCUCCUACAGAGUGGGUCUCGAUGUGUCCAUAGCGUUGGAAUUUAGAACCAGCAAAACCAAUGGGGUGCUGUUGGCCGUCAGUAACCAGGGCAACGAUGGACUUGGACUAGAAAUCGUCCAGGGCAAGCUCCUCCUCCAUUUGGACAACGGCGCUGGGCGAAUCACAGCGGAGCACGCGCCAGAGGGAGACGGCUUCUGCGACGGCCAGUGGCACGCCGUCACUGCCAACAAGAUUCGCCACAGGGUGGAGCUGGUGGUCGACGGGAAGCAGAGCCAAGCCGAGAGUCCCAACGUGCGCUCCAACAGCUGCGACACCAACGACCCCAUCUACGUCGGAGGAUAUCCUGACGGUGUUCAUCAGGCAGCGCUCUCGUCCAGCACGUCCUUCAGAGGCUGUAUGAGGAACCUGAAGAUCACCAAGGCCUCUAAAACCAUGGACGUGCACUUCAACAAGGCUCUGGAGCUCAAAGGAGUCCAGCCUCUCUCCUGUCCUGCUGCAGCGGCCUAACUGAAACCAGCGAGCCCCUCCCUCCCUUUGUGGUUAAACUAACACUCCCACAAGGAGCUGUGCAGGUCUGAGGUGUGAAGUUUUUACUGCAACUCGGUCGUUGAAGCUGCAAUGGGCAGAUUGUUCAUCUACAAAUAAUCCCAAAUUAUUUAUCUGUUAUCGAAACAAGCGAAAAGACGGAACGUGCAAAAAGUGAGUUGAGCAUCACUGUGGAAGUUCAGAACUAGUAUUAAAUGUUUUAACACAUCUACAGGCUCAUUUAUGUUCAACAUUAGAUAUGGAAACAGAUGCAGUUUACCAGGUUCGUUGAUUUGGACAAAACAGAUCAGUGCCACCGGAAACCAUGAGGGGGCAGUGUAGCCAAUCGUUAAAGCGAGAUGAUUAAUAUCAUAACAAGGGCAGAACUUUUUAAAGAGACAUCUAUGUGAUGUUCAGACACAGGGACAAAAGGUUUUGCCUCUUCUAUCACAACCUCCUCCAACAGAAGUUCUAGACUCUGUACUGCCCUGUUAAGAAAGAUGCAUUAAAUGUCCAAAAUCUGUUAAAUCUGCCCAGUGUGGUUUUCAUAGAGCGAAAACUAAAAAAACUGCUUGAAAUUCACCCUCACAUGUUCAGUAUGAGACCCUGACAUUUUGUACAGUGCAAGACUGGACAAUAAAUCCACGAUGACUUCAAACUAAGGUCUCACAGUGUUUUAAAAGGUUUUCCAGUUCGUCUGAUGUGAGCAAAGCUCUGACACGUGCUUCAAUACAAUGAUUCUGUCGUGGGAUGUGUUGAUCAUGUGAACAGGACACGUGGAGUCUUCUGUUUUAGAUCUUUUUAUGUUUUCCCUGCAUUUGUCCUCCAUAAACCUUGUUUCCCUUUUUUAUCUAGAUAACACAGAGAUGUCAUAACCUUCUCACCCUUAUGUCUACAAAACCAUUCAGGAAGUUUACACUGGGCUCUUUUAGACUCUACUGCAAAUCUUAAGUUUUAAAUGUCAUUUAAUUACUCAGUUAUCCAAGCAAUCACAUGCAGAACGUAUUGAAACUAGAAAAGAUUUCAGUCUAGGGUUGAUGUUCGUGGAAAUCUGUUUAGUAUUUUUAGCAUUAUCCUCACGACAAACAAAAAAAUCAGGUUUACAGGGGUGAAACCAAAACCUCAUGGGCGGAGGUGAGACUCUGACUUAAAUACAAGUUGUAAAGUUGUGGUAGAAACUAUGACCAGAUAACAGCUGCAUUAACAAACUGGCUUUACUGAUGUUUCCUCUGACAUGACGGUGAGAAGAAGUUAAAUAUUUUAAAGGCGUAAACUUUCCUCAACAUUCCACAACCAUCAAUAGAUUUGAUGCACAAUGGGCAGCUUGUGUUUCUCCUCAGUGAAAGUGAAGGAACAAGGUUUCUGCAGGACGCUACUUCUGCAUGGUGUGGCUGAAAACACGUUCAGCAGCUGUUUGUGAAAUAUAUUCUUGAUAGCAUCA
Molecule: messenger RNA, 3240 nt
Organism: Paralichthys olivaceus (Japanese flounder)
Lineage: Eukaryota; Metazoa; Chordata; Actinopteri; Pleuronectiformes; Paralichthyidae
Source: RefSeq, a predicted model, not a curated record